AUGUUCUGUCAAAAUUUGCAAUAUCUGGAUAUAUCUCAAAACAACUUCACUGGAAUUAUAUCACCCCAUUUUUUGCAGACGCACUCAUCACUGACGUACUUGAAAUUUGGUGAAAAUUCGUUUAGUGGUUCUCUGCCUCCUGAAGUUGGAAAGCUUAUACAUUUGGCGGAUUUCAAUGUUUCCCACAACCAACUUGCUGGAGGUAUACCCAUAUCACUUGCUGACUCUUCAGAUCUGGAGAAUCUUUAUAUGCAAUCCAAUUUUUUCCAAGGAACAAUUCCACCAAAUUUGGCUUCUUUGAAAAGCAUCCAGCAAUUAGACCUUUCAAGGAAUAACUUGACCGGUUCAAUACCCAAAGAACUUGAGAAGCUUCAAUUUUUGAGGUACUUAGACCUUUCCUAUAACGACAUCGAGGGUGAGGUACCGAACACUGGAGUUUUCAGCAAUGCGAGUCAAAUAUCACUGAUUGGCAACAACAAACUCUGUGGAGGCAUUCCAGAAUUGGAGUUCCCACCUUGUCCACUGAUUAAGGGGAAAAACAGAGGAAAGCUUAAGGUUAUCAUAUUGCUGUCCAUUGUUUUACCUGCAACGCUUCUGGUUCUCGUUUUUCUUUUACUACCCAAUAAUAACAUGUCUAGAAACAAAAUCUCAGAGUAUGGAAUGGGCCUUGUGGCAUCAACUCAAGGGGAUGUCUACAGCUACGGUAUUCUUUUACUAGAGAUGAUUACAGGAAGGAGGCCAACAGAUGAUAUAUUCGUGGGUGACCUUGAUCUACAUAACUAUGUUAAUGGGGCUUUGCAUGAACGAGUUCCUGAGAUCCUGGAUCCUUUGCUUCUUCUUGAAGGAGAUGAAAACAGAAAUAUGACUCCUGGAGGGGAAACUAUUAAUGGUGGAAGAGAGAUUGAUUGCAUUAUUUCCCUGCUGAAAUUUGGACUUAAGUGCUCUGCAAGAUUACCAAAUGACAGGAUGCAUAUGAAUGAAGCUGUCAGAAAAUUACAUCUCAUUAAGGAUGUUUUCCUUGGUGUCAGGGUGCAUCAAGAAAAUUUUGAAGCUUGA
Molecule: messenger RNA, 1056 nt
Organism: Coffea eugenioides
Lineage: Eukaryota; Viridiplantae; Streptophyta; Magnoliopsida; Gentianales; Rubiaceae
Product: receptor kinase-like protein Xa21
Exons: 2
Coding region: 1-1056 (351 amino acids)
Molecular function (GO): protein binding
Source: RefSeq, a predicted model, not a curated record